AUGACCAGUUCAAGAGAAGAUCAGGCUGGUCGAAACAGCUUGAACUAUUGGCGCUUGCAAAGUUUAUGUAAGACUAGUAUUGGUGAAGCUCCACCUCAAAUUCUAGAAAUAAAUGACGAAGGUACAGAAUAUCGGGACUUCAUACUCAAUGUCUCCCAACCUUGUGACGACAUGCUAAUAUCAUUGCUUACCGAUGAAGGACAAUGUUGUACAUUCAACGCGGUUGAUGUUAAGUAUAUGUUUUUUCGAGGAAGCGAUGAAAUCACUUUGUCCAACUGGACGGCCGAGGGUGAAGCUGUUGAUUGGACGCCCGAGAAGGGGUACGGACAGAAAAAAUCUUUUCAAGACUAUGCGAAAAAGGUAUUUCCAAGGCCAGCGCUAGGAACUGGUGCUCAUUUGGGUCUAUCUUUGGUCCUUAAUGCUUCGUUGGAAGAAUAUUUUUGCUCUUCAGGAAGUAGUGCUGGUUUUAAGAUGAUGAUGCAUAGUCCAAUCGAAACUCCGAAAAUCACCAACUAUGGGUACCUCCUCUCAGCUGGUAUGGAAAGCCGUAUUGCAAUAAAUCUCGAAGUUCAAUCAGCGGAGCCGUCCAUUCGUUCUGUCGAAAUGAAAUACCGGAAUUGCUUGUUCGCCAGCGAAUCUCAAUUGAAAUUUUAUCGCACCUACUCCAAAUCUAAUUGUGAGCUGGAAUGUGAAUUGCAGCGGGUUUUGGCAAUUUGCGGAUGCAUCCCAUAUUAUUUGCCAAGGAUGUCUGACAAUGUGACAAUUUGUGGUUUGAAGGAUCUAAAUUGCACCAAAAAUGUCCAGAUUGCAAGCGACAAUCUCAUGAAUAUGGACGUGAAAUGUAGUUUAUGCCCUCAAGCAUGUUGCUCAGUGAAUUACUUACCAGUGGUUACGACCAAUCCUUUGAUAUAUGGUAAUUCUUAUUUGGAGGAUGGGGUGCAUGUGCAGCAGAGAUCGGAAUUAGAAGAGUUGGCCGUUGUGCAUUUCUUUUUUGAGGUGAACUCUUUCCGGGCGAAAACCAAAGAGGAAUUGUCCACUUUCACCGAUUUUUUAGUAGCAAACAGUGGCGGCAUUUUGGGGUUGUUUAUGGGGUUUAGCAUUUUAGCGGUUAUUGAAUUUUUAUACUUCGUGUUUCUGGCCCCAUAUUGUGCUCUCAAGAAACUUAUCAUGUACCGGCUUGAAGUGAGGAUGGUUAAGGCAAAUAAGGCUCCCCAGGAAAAGGAAGAAAAUGUAAGAGCCAUUAUACGUCCCAGCCAUUUCACAUACUCUGAUAACAAUGUGGACUACGCAAUUGCACGGAAGAAUUUGAAAUCUCGUCCAUUAUAUUCAUAUUACGAAUAAUUGGUUACCAUGGUUA
Molecule: messenger RNA, 1357 nt
Organism: Hermetia illucens (black soldier fly)
Lineage: Eukaryota; Metazoa; Arthropoda; Insecta; Diptera; Stratiomyidae
Product: pickpocket protein 28-like
Exons: 10
Coding region: 1-1341 (446 amino acids)
Biological process (GO): sodium ion transmembrane transport
Cellular component (GO): membrane
Molecular function (GO): ligand-gated sodium channel activity
Source: RefSeq, a predicted model, not a curated record